AUGAAACUUAAAAAUUUUAAUGAAAAAGCAACCAAAAGGAACUUUAUUGCGCUCUUCUUUCUGAGGUGGUUAAUAGUUUCUGGAAUGUUGUUUUGCUAUAUUGUUCAUGCUUAUAAUGGACCUCAAAUCAAAGUUAAAAAUAGCAUACUACAUACUAAAUUGUACUCUGGGGAUAAGGAAGGCCUAGUUAGAUUUCAUCAAUUAAUUGGAGAGAUGCUGCAAUGUACAUAUAUUAUUCAAGACGAUACAAAUAGUAAUACAAGCGUGAUGAACUUAAAAUUUUUAGAUAUCAUUGAAAAUAGAAAAAAAUCAGUGGAUUGCCAAAUAUCAUUAAUUUCUAAAUGGUCUGGAGAAAUUACAAACUAUAUAAAGAUAAACCCAUAUACCAUAAUUACCGUCGAUUUAUGGCAUAGCUAUGCAAAGAACAACUUAAACCCAGAAAUUGAAAUGCUAUUAAUCCGCAUUUCUAAAAUGAGCAAAAAUCCCUUGGAAAAUAUUCAGGACUUACUUAAUAGAUAUAUGAUGUAUCUGAAUAAGUUAUACAGAUCAUACGAAAUAUUUAAGAGUAGAAGUGCAAAUAUAGAAAAUUUAGGAGAUGAAGAUGCAAUAAAAGCUAAUGUUGAAGCAGCUGUCAUUAAUCUUGGUAGAAUGGAGCAUACAGCUUUAGCUGAAUUAGUAGAAAUAUGUAGAAGAAAAACUUCAGAAAUGAAGGAAAUGAAAGAAUCCAUUGAAAAUUUAUAUUCUUUGAUUGGAGAUAGAAUGUACGAUGAGAGUCUGAUAAAAGCUGUAGAACUAACUCAAUUAUCAUUUCACCUAAUUAAUGGUCUAAAUGUUCUGGGUAUAAUAGAGGAACAAAAAAUGACAAACCGUUUCCAAAGAGAUAUGAAUCGCAGAUUUUUAGAAAUUCAAGGCAAGAUUGAAAACAAUACCUUGGCGAUGUAUCCAAAUUUUAAAACAUCUCCUAGCUUUAAUAAGGUUGUUGAAUAUCUUAUUAAUUCAGUAACCCCCCGACUGGAUUCAACAGCCAAAGCCCGAUAUAAUAAAGUGCUAACAGACAAUUUUCAAUAUUUAAUCCCAAAUUUUGGACUUUCUUGUCCAUAUUUUGUUACUGAAAUGCAACAUUCAAAUUCUAAUGGUAAGACAAAAUCUUCUAAUCAAUAUAAAUCCAAAGAUAAGAUAUUUGAUCAAAAUGCAGUAGAAAGCUGUAAAGUAGCUUGGAAGAAAAUAUCUUCAUAUUUGUAUAACGAGGGGGAAAUAGUUCCAAUGGCAGUAAUCAGAACUGCAACUAAAAAAGCUUUAAUUAGCAAAGUUAAGAAUGUUUAUAUAUGGCCCCGACAUGCUGCAGAUCUCUACAGAAUUAUUUUAACUGAUGAUGAAUUUGCAAAGCAUCUUGAUACUACAAAUGAACCUCGUUUUGCUUCUACAUGUUCAGAUUUACUAGAAAAGACUAUAGGAGCUAAAACAGUGCACGGGGUAUCACUAGAUGAAAUUAUAUUAAUAUGUUUUACUUUUUACAAUAUCCUCUUAAAAUUUCUUGAGUUUUCUCAAUUUGGAAAUAAUGAAGAUAAAAAAGGUAAUCGUUGGACAAUCAACCCAAUGGUUAUUAAAACCUUACCAUCAGUAACUAGAAGUAAAGCCUUAGAUGUAUCCAUUGCUCUUACAAUACCAGAUUCACUUGAUAAUCCUCCAUUUUCAAUAAAUGAUUAUGAUCGUUUUGUAAUUGGAGUUAGCCCUCAGAAUUUUAUAGCAACUUGUAUGGAGAGAAUGAAGGUAGUCUUUGGUUUUGCGACAAAAUAUAAGAUAGGAGACUCUUUAGAAAUUUGUAAUAUCAUACAGUACUACUUAAAGGAUUAUAACCCACUUUUUCAAAAUCCAGAAAAUCAAAUUACACAAUUAGAUAUAUUUGAAGAAUUUAAUAUAGUUGAUACGACUUGGGUUCCUUCUUCAGUAGUAAAUACUCAAUACACUCAGACUUUACACUAUACUCAUAUUAUACAGGGCAAAGUAAAUAUGACUCCUACACCUCUAACUCUAAAACCCUUCAUAAAAGAGGAAGGUAUAACUCCUUUAAAUAAACUCAACCCUACUAAAGCUUACAAGUUAGUUAAAGCUCUUCAUCAUCAGUGGAUGGACCAAAUGCGAAAUGAUGUACGCUUUAAAGGUAUUAAAGACUCAGAAUUAAGGACAAACUCCCCAUGGAUGAGUCAAUUAAAGCUUUGGCAUACACUAAUUAAACCUGAACUACCGGAAGUUCGAUAUGCUCCUACAUAUUAUAAAGGUAGACCUUCUAGAUUCCCUUUAAUCCCAGGAGAUAGACGUGAUAAAAUAGCUAAAAUCUAUCCUUUAGAAAAAAUAAUAGAGGAAGGAACGAAAAAGCCUGAAUAUAGAGCUAGAUAUGCUCAAAUCAUUGAAGAAACAAUUGAUUAUGGUAAUAAACGUAAAAUUUUAAAAAAAGAGAAAGAAAAGGACUUAAAUUUAGGCAAUGGUUGCCCAAGAGAUGAAAUACCAGUUUCAUGGGGUCAGAGAGCUUUGCUUCUGUUUAAUCUGGUAACUGAUGCAUUUAAAGGUGUAACAUACAGAAAUUCUGAAGGUCUAUCUUCCUUUAUAAGUAUUGAAGAUCUAUGUUACAUUUUAGAAAGAGAAUUCAAAGUAAAAAAAAACUUUUUUGCAGAGGUAAGUGAAGUUUCUCUUAAUACCUGUGUGUACUGGUUUCAAAAUUACCUUGCAAAGUUAUAUCCUCCAUUUAAAUUUAAAUCUAUGGAGAUUAGCAUUAAAAAUUCCUGUUGGAAUUCAGGAUUUAAAAGGUGGAUUUGA
Molecule: messenger RNA, 2814 nt
Organism: Cryptosporidium muris RN66
Lineage: Eukaryota; Apicomplexa; Conoidasida; Eucoccidiorida; Cryptosporidiidae
Exons: 1
Coding region: 1-2814 (937 amino acids)
Source: RefSeq, a predicted model, not a curated record